Molecule: messenger RNA, 1053 nt
Organism: Notolabrus celidotus (New Zealand spotty)
Lineage: Eukaryota; Metazoa; Chordata; Actinopteri; Labriformes; Labridae
Product: NLR family CARD domain-containing protein 3-like
Source: RefSeq, a predicted model, not a curated record
GUCAUCUCCCACAUCAAGACCUCCCGAAGCCUCCACAUCAUGUGCCACAUCCCGGUCUUCUGCUGGAUCACUGCUACAGUUCUGGAGGAUGUGCUGAAGACCAGAGAGGGAGGAGAGCUGCCCAGGACCCUGACUCAGAUGUACAUCCACUUCCUGGUGGUCCAGUCCAAACUGAAGAGCAUCAAAUACGAUGGAGGAUCUGAGACUGAUCCACUCUGGAGUCCAGAGAGCAGGAAGAUGAUCCAGUCUCUGGGAAAACUGGCUUUUGAUCAGCUGCAGAAAGGAAACCUGAUCUUCUAUGAGUCCGACCUGACAGAGUGUGGCAUCAAGAUCAAGGAAGCCUCAGUGUACUCAGGAGUGUUCACACAGAUCUUUAGAGAGGAGAGAGGACUGUACCAGGACCAGGUGUUCUGCUUCAUCCACCUGAGUGUUCAGGAGUUUCUGGCUGCUCUUCAUGUCCAUCUGACCUUCACCAAGUCUGGACUCAACCUGAUGGAAGAAGAACAACCAACAUCCCUGACCUCUAAAAUCUUUAGAGACAAACCUAAACUGAACCGUCUCCAUCAGAGUGCUGUGGACCAGGCCUUACAGAGUCCAAACGGACACCUGGACUUGUUCCUGCGCUUCCUCCUGGGUCUUUCACUGCAGACCAAUCAGACUCUCCUGAGAGGUCUGCUGACACAGACAGGACGUAGCUCACAAUCAAUCAGAAAAGUCCAGUACAUCAAGAAGAAGAUCAGUGAGGAUCUGUCUGCAGAGAGAAGCAUCAACCUGUUCCACUGUCUGAAUGAACUGAAUGAUCGUUCUCUAGUGGAGGAGAUCCAGGAGUCCCUGAGAUCAGGACGUCUCUCCACAGAGAAACUGUCUCCUGGUCAGUGGUCAGCUCUGGUCUUCGUCUUACUGUCAUCAGAGAAAGAUCUGGACGUGUUUGACCUGAAGAAAUACUCUGCUUCAGAGGAGGCUCUUCUGAGGCUGCUGCCAGUGAUCAAAGCCUCCAACAAAGCUGUGCUGAGUGGAUGUAACCUGUCAGAGAGAAUCUAUCAGGAUGUCUGA